UUGAGAUAUCCACAUAUAGCACAGAGGACGUUUAAUUUAUAAAUUCAAGAUAUCUAGUUCCAUUUCAGUGUGUAAUAGGAAGUGGAUUAAGACAAUCGUCUCUUGAUAUUUUUUUUUAUAUUAGUUUUUAUAUUACUGUGAUAAAUAAUGUUUAGUUAUAGAGGAGUAUUUUUUAUUACUUUUGUUCUUUUGUUUUGUAAAAGUUCAUCGAAGCUAGCGCCGGACUACAUAAAACCUUGCCCAGGACUGAAGUCAGAAUGUCUCAAGAAAAAUAUUCAAGAAACGAUCCCGUACUUCGUGAAAGGCAUUCCAAGUCUAGGCAUCAACUCUACAGACCCUCUGUUUGGAGAGCCAGUAGAGCUAGACCUGCCUGGAGGGCUCAAGAUUAAAUUCUCCGACGGUGUCAUAAAGGGUUUUAGGAAAUGUAUUGUAGAACAUGUUAAGUACGAAGGCUUGGAAGCACAACUCAAUCUACGUUGCGGUUUAUCUUUGAAAGGAAAAUACAAAGCGUCUGGCAGAGUUUUGAUCUUCGCCAUCAAUGGCGAUGGAGAUGCUAGGAUAAAGUCUCCGAAUGUUUCAUUCUCCUGCAAAAUUAAAUUCGAGGAUAGGACACGUGAGGGAGUGAUAUACCGAGAGAUUAAAGACUACAAAACUACAUACAGUUAUGACGACAAAGUAUCAUUUCAAUUUACUAAUCUAUUCAAAGGAAGCCCUGAAUUAAGUGCAACAGUUUUGACUUUCAUCAACGAAAAUUGGAAACAAGUUCUGGACGAAUUCGGAAAACCAAUUACAGAUAAGAUCGUGGAAAUCGUGUUCGAUAUCAUAAAGAAAUUCUUCCAAGUAAUACCCAGAGACGAGCUUUAUGUUUCUUGAUUUAGAUUUAAUAGUUUCAACACGACAUCGUACUGGAACGCUAAAUCGCUUGGCGGUACAUCUUUGUCGGUAGGGUGGUAACUAGCCACGGCCGAAGCCUCCCACCAGCCAGACCAGGACCAAUUAAGAAAAUCUCAAUCG
This is a messenger RNA of Bicyclus anynana (squinting bush brown), 1014 nucleotides long. Its product is annotated as protein takeout. Lineage: Eukaryota; Metazoa; Arthropoda; Insecta; Lepidoptera; Nymphalidae. The record is from RefSeq and is a predicted model, not a curated record. The transcript has 6 exons. The coding region runs from base 148 to 873 and encodes 241 amino acids.